This is a messenger RNA of Penicillium chermesinum, 1086 nucleotides long. RefSeq lists its product as uncharacterized. The annotation marks the transcript as partial. The record is from RefSeq and is a predicted model, not a curated record. Lineage: Eukaryota; Fungi; Ascomycota; Eurotiomycetes; Eurotiales; Aspergillaceae. The transcript is spliced from 4 exons.
CAUAACCCUCAAUUCAAACGGCUCUACGAAAAUUUGACAACGACUCUGUUGAAUCCCGAUGGCUCGACUCGUGCCACCAGCAAAGACCCGGUGCGCGCUGCCGCAGUUGAGGAGCUGAAACAGUGCCAAAUAAGACGUGCAAAGAAACAGAUCCAACAACAAACGCUCCGACGCCUAGCAUUCGCGUCGGAUAGCGAGCUCCUCGACGACUUCCAUGAUAAUCUCGCCUUAAUAUCACUCUACCUCGAGACUCCCAGCAGUGCUCUCGACCAAGACCAACCGCUAGACCAAUCCCAGAGCCUGGGACACCUUCACGACAAUGCGCUGUCCCUCCUCCAACCUGAAUUCGAAACUUUCUGCUCCAAUAUCCCCUCUUUUAUCACCCAAUUCUCCAACAUCCUUUCCAAAGCCAGCCACGACCUCCGCGCAAUAGCAUCAACAAACCCCGACAACAAUGACCUAGACGAAAACAUGCCCGGCCCCUCGCACUCCCGCUCCCUUUCAACACACAAUGCCCGCGCCCGCGCAAGAGAUCGGCGCGUUCGCACAUCAAUGGCGCCUGCGCCCCUCCUCUCCUCCAUAUUGAACGACCGCGUCCGUGCCCUCCGCUUCUUGCAACUGGAAGAACUGCCGGCAAAGAGGCGCGAAAUGGCCGCGCUAGCAGCUGACGUCAUUGCGGCGCAGGCGCAGGUACUAGAACGAACAGUGCUCCUGCUCGAAAGGGCGAAGCACGGGGCUUUGGCGCGGGCGACGAAGGCCAAGGCGGAGCAUCUGGCGACUGUUGCGCAAGGGGUGGAAGGGAAACUUGAGUACGUACCACUCAUCGCUACUACUCUUUAUACACCGGAGACUCUAGCAGCACUCUCACGGUACCAGAGGCAUCUACGCGAGACGAAGGCUCGGCUGGAUGAGCGGCGCGAGUCGGCUAUUGAGGAAUUGAAGAGGUAUGGGGAUAUUGAGGCUACCAGGGCUGGGGGUGCGGAGCGUGUUGAGGGGGGUACGUUGGCGGAGAUCGCGCGACGUUAUGGUCUGCUGGUUCGGGAGGUGGACAGUGUGCGAAUGGAAAUUGCGAGGCUAGGAGAGUAA